Molecule: messenger RNA, 1839 nt
Organism: Botrytis porri
Lineage: Eukaryota; Fungi; Ascomycota; Leotiomycetes; Helotiales; Sclerotiniaceae
Exons: 3
Coding region: 1-1839 (612 amino acids)
Molecular function (GO): RNA binding
Source: RefSeq, a predicted model, not a curated record
AUGGGUAAACGUAGCCGGAACGAGAGUACCAGCGGAGGGGAGAAAGCCAAUGGUAAAGAAAGUGCUGGUAAAUCAAUUUUCACUGAAAACAAGGCUGUCGACCCUACUCUAGCCUUACUAUUUGCAUCAAGUGCUGGCCCAGUACAAGCUCCACCAAAAUCUAGAUAUCAAGAAGCACCUUUGCCUCGUAGAAAUGUCCAAUCGCAGGAGGGAGAAUCAUUCGAGGUUUCUGACGAUGAUGAAGACGCCGAAGAUGUCGAAAUGGGCGAGGGUGACGAUGACUUGAGCAGCAUUGAUGGUGAUCUCGAGGAUGCUGAGAUUUCGGGUCUAUCUGCUGAGGAGGAUGAUACCGACGACAUACAUGACGAGGUAUCCGAAUUGGAUAAAUUGAUCGAAGCCAAAAAUGAGAAACCCGAACGAAAACGUAAAAGGAAGACCGAUGAGCCAGAUCUUGAAGGAAAGUACCUUGAGAAGCUAGCCAGGGAAGAAGAAAAGGAAGAGGAAGAACGCCAAGCCGAAAGACGAUUGAAACGACAAAAGUUAGCUGCAGAGCAAAAGCCUGUUUCAGACGAAGAUAUGGAGAAAGAUGGUUCUGAUGAGGAGGGCGAGGAAGAUGCUGAAUCUGAUAGCGAAGCUGAAGCUGAUACAGAAGAAUCUGGUUCUGAGGAGAAAAGCCAUAAGAGAAAGACGCCAUCCGAUGUUCCUUUACAUGAAUCCCUCGUACCAGAUAAGGAUGCUGCCGAGCUCGAAAAGGCAUCGCGUACUAUUUUUCUCGGAAAUGUAGCAAGUUCUACAAUAUCAUCUAAAGCCGACAAAAAGAUCCUUAUGUCUCAUCUCUCCUCUUUUAUUGAUGAUCUGCCUCCUCCCCCGGCUGGCAAACCAUCUCACAAAUUGGAAUCCCUCCGCUUCCGUUCCACUGCCUAUGCCACUGCCGCACUACCAAAGAAAGCUGCUUUUGCUAAAAAAGAUAUUAUGACUGCUACAACAAAAAGCACAAAUGCCUACGCAGUCUACUCUACAGCAUUUGCAGCUAGAGAGGCCGUUAAGAAACUCAAUGGAACUAUAGUACUAGACCGUCAUCUUCGCGUAGAUGGCGUAGCACAUCCUGCGAAGACCGAUCACCGCCGAUGUGUCUUCGUUGGAAAUUUAGGAUUUGUAGACGACGAAUCUCUUCUUGAACAAGAUGGGGAAAAUAGCCGGAAACGGUCGAAAAUACCCUCUGAUAUUGAAGAAGGCUUGUGGAAGCAGUUUGGAAAGGCUGGUGAAGUAGAGAGUGUAAGGGUCAUUCGCGAUGAGAAAACUCGUGUUGGAAAGGGUUUUGCUUAUGUACAAUUUACCGACGCAAAUGCAGUUGAAGCUGCUCUACUUUUUAAUGAGAAGAAGUACCCGCCGAUGCUUCCUCGUGUGCUUCGUGUUGUCCGCGCCAAAGCUCAACACAAACAAGUCUCGUCCAGACCCACAGCUCGUCAACCUAAAUCGUCAAAAUCUUCUCAAAUAUACAAUCCAAAGGUUGAUCCAAAUCAAGCUUCUUUGCAGGGUAGAGCUACCAAACUGUUAGGGAAAGCUGGUGGCGCAAAAUUCAAGAAAACCGGGGCCAACGAUACGACUUUGGGCUCCAGGGGAGAAAAGCAAAUCAGUGGAAACGGAGAAGCCAAGAGUGGAAUGGCCGGUAUCAAAGCACCUGAAAGUUUCGUUUUUGAGGGUUAUAGAGCUAGUGCAAGCAAGGGCAAGCCGAAGGAUCUCAAGCUGGGAGGAAAAGGUGGUGGAAAGAAGAAGGGUAAGCCCAGAACAAGGUCGUCAAACAGAGGUGCCGAGUGGAAGAAGCGAGGCUCGAAGUAG